UUUUGUUUCGUAAUGAGACUCGAUAGCGUCCACAAAACAACGGAUGUUUACCUCCAUGAUUCAAUCAUCUAUGGUUUGAAAAUGGCUGUUGAGCCUAUGGAGCGCCUAGCUUAAUUUUGUUCAGACGCUGGGGAACUGUUUUAAGCUUGUUUCAUACCUAUUACACGCAUUUUGACGCAAACGCAAACAAAUUUACUUCCACAACAGCCACUACGGACGACUUCCAGUGUGAACCACAAUUAGGCGCUAACAUGAACGUACGCAAAAGUCUGCUGCCCAACGUACACGAGCAAACAUUUUUAGGGGGACAAAAAUGGAACAGCAAUGGUUUUGUUUCGUCCUUGUGUGAUCAAAGCUUUAUGGAAUCGUGCGAUUUUAACGUGUGUGCGUGGGAACUUCGCACACUUCAACAGGGCGGGAAUGUAAUACAUAACUCUGUAAGGUGUAGUGUACUUUCGAUUUAUUUUUAGAUACCCGUUUGUGCGAAGAGCUUCAACCUUGUAUGAACGGUGCCUCCUGCUUUAACUCGCACACCUCGGCCACGUACUACUGUCAGUGUCCGAACGGAUUUGCAGGCACAAACUGUGAAACAUUUGAAUACUGCAGUGAUGAGGUUUGCCGCAACGGUGGUACCUGUUUUUCAAGUGCACUAAAUAGUCAAAAGUUCAUCUGCGUUUGUGCUCCUGGCUUCGCAGGGGAAACGUGCGAGAUAUUCACGGGUUGUGCGGCAGACCCUUGUUUGAACGGGGGAUCAUGUAACACUAUUGAUUCAAUGGAUACAUUCCUUUGCCUCUGUGACAACCCAUUCGUUGGUGACAGAUGUCAAUAUUUUUUGUCAUGUGAUAACGAUCCGUGUGGCAAUGGAGGCACGUGUUAUUCGUCUGAUAGUGGGAUUGGUUACUUUUGUUCAUGUGCACUGGGAUACAAAGGAGCACACUGUGAAACGACCGUUGAAACCUGUUCGGGCGAUCCAUGUUUGAACGAGGGUACAUGUUACAACAAGCGAGGUGGGAACGGUUACCUAUGUAAAUGCACCUCAGUUUUCACUGGGGACAACUGCCAGUUACAAAAAACUAAUCCAUGUAUAUCGUCACCUUGUUUCAAUGCCGGAACGUGUUACAGAUCGUCGGACACGGAUGGAUUCUACUGUAGAUGUCAACCGGGUUUUAACGGCAUGCUGUGCGAGAAUAAUGAUCCUUGCAGUUCAAACCCGUGUAAUGGAGGUGCAACGUGUUUUACAUCUCAGUAUGGCAACGAUAUCUACUGUAAAUGUCAAGUUGGAACAUCUGGUCCAAGAUGUCUUCAGUAUGAUGCGUGUAUGUCAAUUCCGUGUUCGAGAGGAGGAACUUGUUUGAAACCUUUAAAUGGAAUCGGUUACCAAUGCCUCUGUCCUAAAGGAUAUAAAGGACUUAACUGUGAAGUUUAUGAGCCAUGUGAUCCUAACCCAUGUAUGUUUAAUGGACUUUGCUACCGGUCAAAUGCUGGAAACGACUUCUACUGCCAAUGUCAUACCUCUUACAAGGGCAAAUACUGUGAAAAUAGAGACCCAUGCUACAGCAACCCGUGUAAUGGUGGGGCAACCUGUCAGGCAGAUGAAAAUGGGGAGACCUUUGAAUGCAGUUGUCCCUGGGGUUGGCUUGGUGAAACGUGCACUAAGCAAGGUAAGUUUUCACCUAUAAACAUUUCAAACACUUGACAGAUACACAUACAAUCUGCUACACCCUU
Anneissia japonica is the source of this 1725-nucleotide messenger RNA. RefSeq names its product fibropellin-1-like. Gene Ontology annotation, molecular function: calcium ion binding. Lineage: Eukaryota; Metazoa; Echinodermata; Crinoidea; Comatulida; Comatulidae. The record is from RefSeq and is a predicted model, not a curated record. The coding region runs from base 503 to 1696 and encodes 397 amino acids. The transcript has 10 exons. Gene Ontology annotation, biological process: heterophilic cell-cell adhesion; establishment or maintenance of epithelial cell apical/basal polarity. Gene Ontology annotation, cellular component: plasma membrane; protein-containing complex.